AUGCACCAAAAAUUCAAGUUUAGGUGGUGUUGUAGUAAAGUGCCAAUUACAGGUAUCAAUAGCGCCAUAAUUGUGUUCGGCAGGGUUGCCCGCUGGGGCGCGGGGGGCGCGCGGUGCGGCGGCCGGGCAGGUGACCGAGUGGCAGCCCUGGCGGGGACGCAGCCCACCAGCGCGGCGCACGCCCGUCUCCUCGUCAAGGCCGCGAACACGCCGCUCGUAGACAUAUUGUUCCACCGGGUGCCGCUCGGCAAGAUCUACGUAAUAAGUAAACGCGAUCGGGAGACAAUAGGAUUGCGAUUGGACAGCGAGUGCGUGAUUCGCGGGGCGGCGAGCGGCUCCGGGGCGGCGCGCGCCGGCCUCCCGCCCCCCUCUCCCCCCCGCUGGGCGGUCACAGAGGUCAACAACCGCGCCCUCGACCUGCUCAAGGGUGGCGAGGAAGAGGUGAACCGGCUGAGCCUGCACGGUUCAGAGGCGUCCCUGAUAAUCCAGCCGGCGCCCCUGGUGAAGAAGCUGCGAGCUGCCCUCAAGGCGAACAAGUCCUUAUUGCCACUGAGA
Messenger RNA from Iphiclides podalirius (scarce swallowtail), 555 nucleotides. NCBI's taxonomy places the organism in Eukaryota, Metazoa, Arthropoda, Insecta, Lepidoptera, Papilionidae. The record is from the annotation of a GenBank genome assembly.